GUUUAGAAAAAGAAAACAAAAAAGCUUAUAAUAAUAAUAAGGUGAUGAUAACUCAUACAACCACAAUCAGUUAUCUUGAUUCAUCUCUCUCUUUCUCUCUGAAAAUGAACUGUGUGGAAAUGCUCCUCUAAAAGGAACAUCAGCAUAUGAUAACAUAGUACUUUUUUUUUUUUACCUAUCUAAAUUCACCACAACAUAACCCUUGUAUAAGUUGUAAUCUCUCUUUCCUUUUUGUCUCAUCCUUUUACAUUACUUUACUGUUUCUUUCUCUCUGUCCCUCUAUUUAUACAUCACUUUCACCCUCUCUUCUUGUCACAAAAAACUAGUUUCCAAAGUGAGAAAAUAUUCAAUAAUGUCUCCACCUGGUUCAUCAAGAUGGAGCCCUACAACUGAACAGCUUAUGAUCUUGGAAGAACUGUAUAGAAGUGGAAUUAGAACUCCUAGUGCUUCUCAAAUUCAGCAAAUUACUACUCACCUUUCUUUCUAUGGUAGGAUAGAAGGAAAAAAUGUUUUCUAUUGGUUUCAGAAUCAUAAGGCUAGGGAUAGACAGAAACUUAGAAGGAAACUCAACAAACAACUGCAGCUACAGCAACAACAGCAACAGCACCAGCAACAUCAACAACUUCAUCAUUGUCAACUCAAUCAUGAUAAUAUCAUGAUUAGUAACCAUUUUGUUGGUGGUACUUUUGGUUACCCUUUUGGAUCUUCUACUCAAGACUUUUCCUUUUUUAACUCACCUAGCUUGCUUUUUGAGGGAUCAUAUGCUGCAAACACAUCACAAGGGCCAACCAACAGCAAAUGGAAUGGCUAUAACAACCAACAAAAUUUGGUGGAGAAGAAAGAGAUUGCAUUCAACAACUAUGGUUGGAAUAGCCUUAUGGAUAAUGUUAAUCAUGAACCACCUUCAUGUUGCACCAAACCUCUCAAGACUCUUGAUCUCUUUCCACUCACAACAACAAGAAUCAAAGAAGAUUAGUCAAAACUCUAUGUGACAUUAUUAACCUAUAAUACUUUAGAAUAUUAAUUAACCAUGCUUGAAAGUUAUCAUCUAUAUACCAAGAGUACCUAGUGUUGCACGUAGGAUCUUUGGUUGCUUUGCAGCAUGUGAUAGAAUAGAAUGAUAGAAAUGCAAUACUUUUUGGUGUAAAUCCUAAGGGUACUUGAUGUGUGUCCUAGAAUUAUAUACCAAGAUUAUUCUAUCCUAGUGUUUGCACGAUGUCAUUAAAGACGAGUUUUAUUAUUUUCUGUUGUUAUUUCAAUUUUUUUAGUGAUAAGGUUAAUGCUGAAUGUGUAUGGAAA
Molecule: messenger RNA, 1299 nt
Organism: Lathyrus oleraceus (garden pea)
Lineage: Eukaryota; Viridiplantae; Streptophyta; Magnoliopsida; Fabales; Fabaceae
Product: WUSCHEL-related homeobox 3
Exons: 2
Coding region: 353-976 (207 amino acids)
Biological process (GO): plant organ development
Molecular function (GO): DNA-binding transcription factor activity; DNA binding
Source: RefSeq, a predicted model, not a curated record